Dunckerocampus dactyliophorus (ringed pipefish) is the source of this 2511-nucleotide messenger RNA. RefSeq names its product sulfite oxidase (gene suox). Gene Ontology annotation, molecular function: heme binding; oxidoreductase activity; molybdenum ion binding. The record is from RefSeq and is a predicted model, not a curated record. Gene Ontology annotation, cellular component: mitochondrion. The coding region runs from base 104 to 1822 and encodes 572 amino acids. The transcript has 5 exons. Lineage: Eukaryota; Metazoa; Chordata; Actinopteri; Syngnathiformes; Syngnathidae.
AACGCCUCCGGGCUACCAUGUCAUCGCCACGGCUGAGUUUCACAUUUUUUGUAGUGACACGGGAUACAAGCAGGCAUCUGACAGCGCACAUAACACCAAUGCCAUGCUGCUGCUUAGACGCUGCCAACGUCUAACUGGAUGUGGUUGCCUCACUCCUCAAAGAGCUCAAGCGUCACCUGCAGCGGCGUUGAGUGCGGUUCGUCUCGCGAGCGGUAGCAGCCAUGACCAGAGGUCGGAGCACCCUGGACACAGUCCCAGCUGGAGGCAAGCCUUAGCGGGUCUGCUGGCCGGCACAGGAGCUGUACUGGCUUAUGGUCUCCACCACCACAAGGCGGAGCAGACAGACGGCAUUAGCGUUCACGCCAAAGCACAGACCUCUCCUCUUCCCAUCUUCAGCCAAGAGGAGGUUACAAAGCACCGCACCUUGCAAGAUGGUGUGUGGGUCACUUACAAAGGCAGCGUCUAUGACAUCACUGAGUUUGUCACAAUGCACCCUGGUGGGGAUAAAAUCUUGCUGGCAGCAGGAGGCGCCCUGGAACCCUUUUGGGCUCUGUAUGCAGUGCACAACCAGGAGCACGUGCUCGACAUCCUCUCUGAAUACAAGGUUGGCGAGCUGAAAGCAGAGGAUCAGAAGAAGCAGCAGAACUUGACAUCAUCAGAUCCUUACUCCUCCGACCCCGAGCGUCAUCCUGUCCUGCGUGUCAAUAGCCUGAAGCCCUUCAACGCAGAGCCCCCUCCUGAAAUCCUCUCUGACAGCUACAUCACACCCUCUGCUUUCUUCUUCAAGAGGAACCACUUGCCCGUUCCUCAGGUGGACCCUGCGUCAUAUGAGCUGCAGGUGGAGGGACUCCCUGGAGGAGUUCUGCGACUUUCAUUGGAGGACUUAAAGAGCCGCUUCCCAAAGCACACGCUCACAGCCACGCUGCAGUGCGCUGGAAACCGGCGCUCUGAGAUGAACACAGUCAAGCAGGUGAAAGGACUUAACUGGGGCAUCGCUGCAAUCAGUAACGCCACGUGGGGCGGUGCUCGCCUCAGGGAUGUGCUGCAGGCGGCUGGCUACAGUCCAGAUGUGGCCCAGUGGGCUCGGCAUGUUCAGUUUGAGGGACUGGACAAAGACUUGACCGGGACAACUUAUGGUGCUUCUAUUCCUCUAAAUAAGGCCGUCAGCGAGGAAGGUGACGUGCUGCUGGCUUAUGAGAUGAACGGCGAGGCUCUUCCGGCCGACCAUGGCUUCCCUGUGCGGGUCGUGGUGCCGGGAACGGUGGGUGCCCGGAACGUCAAGUGGCUCUCCAAGAUCACAGUCAGCGCAGAGGAGAGCAGCAGCCACUGGCAGCAGAACGACUAUAAGGGCUUCUCCCCCGCCACUGACUGGGACACAGUCGACUUCAAGUCAGCUCCGGCCAUCCAAGAGCUGCCCGUUCAGUCUGCUAUCACCACACCCACAGAUGGCACUGUGAUCUCCCGCAGCAGCGAGGAGCUGACGGUGAAGGGCUACGCCUGGAGCGGCGGAGGACGAGAAGUGGUGCGUGUGGACGUGUCUCUGGAUGGAGGGAAGACGUGGCAGGUGGCCCAGCUGAGGGUCAGCGACAAGGGGCAAGAUCCAGAAGUUUCACCCCCUCCUGGGAGAGCUUGGGCCUGGAAGCUCUGGGAGCUCACGGCCCCGCUUCCUCCAGAGGCUCACCAGCUGGAAAUAGUCUGCAAGGCCGUGGACAACAGUUACAACAUGCAGCCUGACACGGUUGCUCCCAUCUGGAACCUGAGAGGGGUGCUGAGUAAUGCCUGGCACAGGGUGAAGGUGAAGAUCAGUGACGAUGAGGAAUAAACCUCAUAAAUCUCUCGCGAAAUGAUGAAGGUGCGUUGUGCAGUUACGUUCUCCGCAGUAUUUAGAGGAGUGAAGCGACUAAGCCAAACAUGUCAGCCACACUUAAAUGGAAUUAUGCUUCUAUUAUUUUUAUUUCUUUCAAAGAAAGGUCUACCAAGCACUUGAAUUUCAACAAUGUACUAGUAGUAAGAUUUAAUUGAACUAAUGUAAUGACAUUGUAAAAAGACAUGGCUUACCGGUCAUUUUGUGUCUUCUUAGCAUUUCCACUUGUUAAGUCAUGUAGCACAGUGGUUCCCAAACUUUUUACAGUCACGUACUCAGGCGCACUCAUAAUUGUGAGUGUUACACGGUAAUUGUUUUUAUUUUUAUUCAUGUACCCCCGAUGACAAUUGGUGUACCUAUGGGGGUAUGCGUACCCCACUUUGGGAACCUAUGAUGUAGUACAAUUGUCUGGAUUGAUCUCACAUGCAAGUAUUUAGUAGGAGCAGAACAUGACAAAACGCAUUGGAAUAGUAAAGCUCGAUAUAUGCUCAUUAUUAAACUUUUUCUUUUAUUUUUUGUUAUUGAUAUGACAAUUAUCCUGCAAAGACAAUUUGCUGACUUGUGGAAUAACAAACCAGUUAGCACUGGGAGCUGUGUUUUUAGUGGGAAAUUAUUAUGCCAAUAAUGAAUAAAUCAUUUCAAUUUUG